Molecule: messenger RNA, 2919 nt
Organism: Recurvomyces mirabilis
Lineage: Eukaryota; Fungi; Ascomycota; Dothideomycetes; Mycosphaerellales; Teratosphaeriaceae
Exons: 2
Coding region: 1-2919 (972 amino acids)
Source: RefSeq, a predicted model, not a curated record
AUGUCUUGGCUUUCACCGAAGCGCAGGAAGACGACGGGUAAUCUACAGACCAAGGUGAAUGGUACCAACGGGCAAGGCAACGGACGAGCUGGCAGCGAUACCGAGGCGCCUCCUUCGCCAGCGACUACGAGGACUUCGGCAGGCGCAGAGCGGCCGCCCGUGACGCCAACGAGGAGACCAUUCAGCCAGCCGGCAAUCGAUCGCAACGAUACAUCGACGCAGGUAGAGAAAGAGCACGACGGGAAUUUGUUCUAUGCCUAUGCGCGAACAGGUAAUGACCUUCAAUCCCGCUACCUCCUAACCUUCGCCAGCGCCAGCAUAGCCAACGAAUGGUGGCAUCUCCUCCAGGCCAACUUCACCGAAACUUCCCGCCCUGGACCCCAACUCUUCUCCUUCGUCGACCCUCCCGACCUCCUCUCCAAAGCAUGGAAGCACCCAGCUUUCGCUCACCUGAAGAGCAAAUGGAUGUAUAUCUCCUUCAGCGAUACGCAAGACGGUGGACUAGGAGGCGCGGCGCAGGGAAUUAUCCCAGUGCAAGAUGCGCAGGGACAUAUGCUCAGUGGAUCUGCCCUUGCGCCUUCGAGUCCAGAAUUAGCGGGUGCUAUGGGUGAGAUGAAGAAGCAGAGUAAAGAGGUCGGGAAGGAGAUCACGAAGCUAGAGGAGUACUUUGUCAAGAUGAUGGAGGCGGUGGACAGGAAUACGGAACAAGUUGCUGCUCUAGCUGAGAGGCAGAUGACCAUGAGGCAGAGCGAGGAGAGUGAGAAGAGUGGUUACUUCGAAGGCACAGAGCUGUCAUCGCAUCUCAAUCGCGUCAAUGAGUUGUUGGAACGUCAUUCGGAGCACAUGGUGAACUUGAGCAAGCAGCAGAGCGAGAAUGACCGGAAACUAAGUAAUGCUAUGGCGGACAUGGCAGGCAGACAAAAGAACGACUACCUCGACAUGGCGCAGCUGUCUUCGCAUCUCGAUCGCAUACAGUCGCUUAUGGAGCAGGAUAGCACCGAGCGCAAGGACAAUGCCAAGUCUUCCGUCGAGCAGCAGGCGCGGCCUACGCAGAUUGAUUUCUCACCUCUGAUAGACAAACUUGAGAAAGUUCAGGAGGCUGUCGAGCAGAACUCCGCUCUUGUCAAAGCACUUUUGGAAGAAGGUUCCGCGCCGGAGUCGAAACCCGGGACGCCAUUCUGGGGUAAAGAUGCUGCAGCGCAGAUGACUGCCGCUCCUCCAACAAUGGAUUUGUCACCUUUGACGGAGCAUUUGCAGAUGAUCCAUCACGCUAUUGAGCAGCAGUCUUCGCAUAUGCAAGCACUUGUAGGAUUUGCGACAGGUGGCGGGGAUGAGGAGGUGCCGAACGAACUCGCUGGAACUGGUGCUGGUGGCAAUGGCGUUCCUGGUGGUGGGACCAGAGGUGGCGAUACAGCGGAGAAGAGCCUUGCGCCGCUUGGAGAGCAUUUAGAACAGAUUUAUAAUGCCAUUGAGGAAGGCAAUGCUUUCGCGCGGAGUACGGGAAGGAUCAGUCUGGAGCCGUUGAUCGAAAAGAUGGAGGAGAUGCGGGUGGCUGUUGGGUCGAACAAGUCAGAGCUCGAUCUGACGCCUUUAGCGGAGAAGAUGGAGGCGACGCGACAAGCUGUCCAGGACACCAAGUCCACGUUUGAUAUGUCUCCGCUGGCAAGUAAGUUCGAUGGUCUGAGCCAGCAGCUUGCCGAGCUUAUACACGGGUCGUCGAUGGCAAGUGAGCGCUUCGAGGUCUUGCUACAGCAUCAUGCGAAAUUCGAGAAUACUAUCCUCGACCCGCCUUCUUCGCCGCAGGACUUGCAGCCACUUGCAAAUAAGUUCGAUGGGUUGCAUGAGCAGCUUGCGAAGAUCGCUACAGCUUCUGAGCGCACGCACGAUCAGACGCGAGAGCUUGUUGGUGCCCAUGGACGGCUACACGAGGUCCUUGCUGAUAGCGGCCGGGACGGAAUCGACUUUUCACCAUUGACUGAACAGCUCAGUGAAGUUAACAGCCACCUUGUAGCUUUACGUGAAUGGGUCGAACAUGAUUCCGAGCAAUUGACCGAGCUUGUUGCUGCGCAGCAUGUGACCAAGGAGUUAUUGGAGAGCGGCGCUCAUGGCAACAACAGCGACUCUGGGUCGCUGAUCGAGCAUCUGCAAGCCAUGCGCACAGCCACCGAACAGAACUUAGAGCAUAUACGUGCUUUCACGGAGUCUCAGCAGAAGAUAUCGUCGACUCAAAUACCACCAUUGAAACCAGACAUCGACCUCACACCCUUGACUAACCGCCUCAACCGCAUCCAUAAAUCCAUCGAGCGCCAAGCUACGGAGCAAAAGCAAUAUCGUGACACAAGCCCAGGGACCGGCGAUGCCAAAUUCAUAAUGUCAGCGUUGACAUCGCAUCUGAGUAAGAUCCAGGCGGUGACGGAGGCGAAUGCGGCGCAUGUCAAAACUAUACGGGAGACGCAGAGUCAGACUGUCGAUAAGGUGCACACAGCUAUUGCUUCGACAUCCGAGGCUGUUGCAACGUUGACAAAGCAGACUGGUCAACGAGACCAGGACGUUGCUCGGCAGCGUAUGAGCACUACUCAACAGCUUGCAGACAGCAGGAAGACAAGCGACUCCCGCAUCGAAGCGCAAAAUGCGCAGAUUCGCGACCUCACUAAAGCGCAAAAGGAAAUCGUGGACGUGAUGCGGGAGCUUUCGAAGGGUUUGCUAACGCAGGCGAAAGUGAAGCCAGAUCAGGAUGUCUUGCCGCCUCCGAGGAAGGUUGGGAGGAAGAUCGUCGGGUUUGUCUAUGAGGGAAAGGAAGCGGCGAUUGCGGCUGGGAGUAGGAAGGGGAGUGUCAGUUUGGGUUCGGUUGGAACGGGUGUCAGGGGUGCCGUCAGGGAGAGUGUUGAGAGGGGCGAGGAUUAUUGGAGGGGUUUGUGA